AAAUAUUAUUAGGGGGCGUAGAAACUAGAAAGAGUCGUAGAAGAUUCGGUGGGUUUUGGUUGAACCAUAAAACUGACCAGCGGCGGGCGACCAAAGACGCUCCACUCUCCACUCUCUAAUGUCUCUAACUCGGCUUAACCCCACAACGUCAGUGCAGUUAAAUUCUAACCCCAGUUGAGCUCAGCCGCGCCAGAAAAGUCUCUGCAGUGAAGAACGGACCAGACUGACUUUUUGUUUUUUCUCCCACACGACAUGGAGACCGGAGAUGAAUGAGAGCUGCUGCCUUUGCCGUUGCCGUUGCCGUUGCCGUUGCCGUUGCCGUUGCCGUUGCCGGGAUCACAUUUUGGAGUAGCAUUCGUAAAUUAAGCAUUAAGCGGAUGACCUCCAACCUCUCUAACCAAAUCUAGCUUAACUCCUAAUUUCUUUGUUUUCUGUUAAAUUGUUAAUUGAUCGAUACGAGACGGCACACUUACACAGAGAGUGUGUGUCAGGGAUCUUAAUUAGCCAUGGAAGAGGAAAAUCGAACGCUAAAUCAGAAGCUAAUUGACGUCGUUAAUGAGAUUUCUGCGAUCUCGGACUACAGAUGGGCAAUCAAGAAACAGUACUGUAACCUUGCGAGGCGAUUGAAGCUCUUGAUACCCAUGUUUGAAGAGUUCAAAGAGAGCAAAGACCCGAUCACUGAGGACAAUGUAAAAGCCCUAAUUUCUUUAAAGGAAGCUUUGGAAUCAACUAAAGAGAUCCUCAGAUUCGGCAGCGAAGGCAGCAAAAUUUUCUUGGUGCUAGAGAGGGAGCAAAUGAUGAACAAAUUUCAGGAAGUGACAGCUCAACUAGAACAGGCAUUGAGUAGAAUUUCCUACGAUAAAUUUGACAUAUCAGAUGAAGUUAAAGAACAGGUUGAGCUUGUCCUUUCUCAGUUCAAAAGAGCCAAAGGACGGGUUGAUGCACCUGAUGUCGAACUGUUUGAGGAUCUUUUGUCUGUUUACAACAGGAGUGGUGAUGCAGAAAUAGAUCCAACCAUCUUAAGGAGAUUGGCUGAAAAGUUACAGUUGAUGAGCAUUGCUGAUCUUAAGCAAGAAUCACUAGCUUUGCAUGAGAUGGUUGUUGCCAGUGGCGGAGAUCCAGGGGAGAACAUAGAAAAGAUGUCAAUGCUGCUGAAGAAAAUCAAGGAUUUUGUACAAACUGAAGACCCUGACAUGGGUGCUCCUGCAAAUGAGAAGACUGAAAUUCCAGUCAUACCAGAUGAUUUCCGCUGUCCAAUAUCACUGGAAUUGAUGAAAGAUCCUGUCAUAGUUUCAACAGGACAGACAUAUGAACGAGCAUGCAUUGAAAAAUGGCUUGAAGCAGGGCAUGGCACGUGUCCAAAGACACAACAGAACCUUUCAAGCACUGUCCUCACACCAAACUAUGUUUUACGUAGCCUCAUAGCCCAGUGGUGUGAGGCCAAUGGCAUUGAACCCCCUAAACGGCCAAGCAAUUCACGUCCCAGUAAGACUGCAUCUGUCUGUCUUCCUGCUGAACGUGCCAAAAUUGAUAUUCUCCUUCGCAAACUUACAUCUGGAAACAUUGAGGACCAGUGUUCAGCUGCCGGUGAGCUGCGUCUUCUUGCCAAACGCAAUACUGACAAUCGUGUCUGCAUCGCAGAGGCUGGUGCUAUUCCCCUCCUUGUUGGCCUCCUCUUGACUACUGACCCCCGGACCCAGGAACAUGCUGUUACUGCACUCCUGAAUCUUUCCAUUUGCGAGGAUAACAAAAGUAGCAUCAUAUCAUCUGGGGCUGUACCAGGUAUUGUACAUGUGCUCAAGAAGGGAAGCAUGGAGACACGGGAGAAUGCAGCAGCCACACUCUUCAGUCUGUCGGUAGUAGAUGAGAACAAGGUAACCAUUGGUGCCUCUGGGGCAAUCCCAGCACUUGUAGCGCUGCUGAAUGAAGGUAGCCAGCGGGGCAAAAAAGAUGCAGCAACGGCACUCUUUAACUUAUGCAUAUACCAAGGAAACAAGGGAAGGGCAGUGAGAGCUGGAGUAGUUUCCACACUAAUGAGGUUGUUGACAGAACCUGGUGGUGGAAUGGUAGACGAGGCAUUGGCCGUACUAGCAAUAUUAGCAAGUCACCCCGAGGGGAAAAUGGCAAUUGGAGCUGCAGCAGCUGUGCCUGUCCUAGUGGAGGUAAUUGGGAGUGGAUCUCCCAGGAACAGAGAAAAUGCAGCUGCAGUGCUGGUGCACUUGUGUUCAGGUGACCCAAAACAUAUAGCAGAAGCCCAGGAACUUGGGUUGAUGGAUCUACUGCUGGACCUUGUGCAAAAUGGUACAGACAGGGGUAAGCGCAAGGCUGCGCAGUUACUUGAUCGUAUAAGCAGGUUUGUUGAGCAGCAGAAGCAGGCUCAAGCACAAGCUGAAGCCCAGACUCGGUCUCAAUCCCAGAUCCAUUAUUCAGAGUCACUAUCUACAGCAAGUGCUAUUGAUGGAUAAGAUGCUCUGUUUUUUUGUUGUGUUUCACUCCUUUUUCUUGUUGGCUUCGUUUUUUUUAUUCAUUUGAAAAGCAAUGGGGUUUUGCUUCAUUAGGACUGGGAGGGUGGAAGAUCACCCGCCCGACUACUGAGUUAUUUGUUUAUAUCGCAGCUUGGGGCCUCCUAUACGUUGAAGGGAUGAAGAGCAGAGCCAUUCAAUUGGAAGAAAGAGGAAGAGAGUACGGCAUGUGAGACAUAACGUGUAGUGUACCAAUGUACAUUGUGCUAUUGUUAGCAUCCCCUUAUUUUUUUUUUAGGGUGGGGAAAUACGUCUCUUAGUCCACAGCAAAAAAUAUUGCUUUUUAUUGACAUAGAACUGGUGGUGACUGAUCCCUCUGUAUUCAGAAUUUGCCACUUUGAAUGAAACAGUGAAGAAAGAGUGAUCGCCCAAUUAGAUGGUGAUUCA
Molecule: messenger RNA, 2909 nt
Organism: Nelumbo nucifera (sacred lotus)
Lineage: Eukaryota; Viridiplantae; Streptophyta; Magnoliopsida; Proteales; Nelumbonaceae
Product: U-box domain-containing protein 13-like
Biological process (GO): protein ubiquitination; cell surface receptor signaling pathway
Molecular function (GO): ubiquitin-protein transferase activity; protein binding
Source: RefSeq, a predicted model, not a curated record